Sinocyclocheilus rhinocerous is the source of this 2963-nucleotide messenger RNA. RefSeq names its product phosphatidylinositol glycan anchor biosynthesis class U protein-like. NCBI's taxonomy places the organism in Eukaryota, Metazoa, Chordata, Actinopteri, Cypriniformes, Cyprinidae. The record is from RefSeq and is a predicted model, not a curated record. Gene Ontology annotation, cellular component: GPI-anchor transamidase complex; membrane. The transcript is spliced from 13 exons. Gene Ontology annotation, biological process: attachment of GPI anchor to protein. The coding region runs from base 7 to 1314 and encodes 435 amino acids.
ACAAAAAUGGCGGCGCCAUUAACCCUCCUGCUUAUAGUGGCUGUUACAAUAAGAGCCGUAUUAUUCCGAUCCAGUCUGGCGGAAUUAAUUGUAGAGAGGGUCGAGGUGGUGUCGCCUUUGAAUGCGUGGAAACGAGUUGUAGAGGGUCUUGCCUUGUUGGAUCUGGGGGUCUCGCCUUACUCAGGAGAUGUGUUUCAUGAAACACCCCUUAUGAUAUACCUCUUUCAUUUUAUGGUCGACUAUGCAGAGAUUGUUUUUAUGAUAGCAGAUGGAAUCACGGCAGUGGCUCUUUAUCUGUCAAUUCAGACUUAUAACAAGAAUGUGUUUAGAAAACAGAAGUAUGCCUUGGAAUCGGACCGGUAUCCCGCCGACUGUUUGGAGCUCCUCCGCUCUCCCAAGGAAAUGUUCUACAUCCCCCUCAAGGUUGCCAUGUUUUAUCUGUUAAAUCCCUUCACCAUCCUGUCUUGUGUGGCAAAGUCAACUUGUGGGCUGAACAAUGCCAUUAUUGCGCUCUUCAUUCUCUGUACAUUAAAAGGUAGUGCCUUGUUGAGUGGCAUAUUGUUGGCCUUGGCCACAUAUCAGUCCAUCUAUCCUCUGACCCUGUUUGCUCCGGCACUCCUAUUCUUCCUGCAGAGGUUAUAUAUCCCAGUGAACCUGAGGAGGAGUAGUUUCUGGUUCUUCACUCUUCAGUAUGCGUUCAUAUAUGUAGGCAGUCUGGUGGUGAUCACUGGACUCUCUUUCUUCCUCCUGGGCUCCUGGGACUUCAUCCCUUCUGUCUAUGGAUUCAUAUUUUCUGUCCCAGACCUGACUCCAAACAUCGGACUCUUCUGGUACUUCUUUGCUGAGAUGUUUGAACAUUUCCGUCUCUUCUUCAUCUGCGUCUUUCAGAUCAAUGUCUUUUUUUACACCAUCCCGCUCUCCAUCAAACUCAAGGAGCAUCCAGUGUUCCUCAUCUUCAUGCAGAUUGCCAAUAACUUAGAGGACAGACCGUACCCUACUGUGGGAGAUGUCGCCCUCUACAUGGCAUUUUUGCCGGCCUGGAGUCACCUUUAUCGAUUUUUGAGAAACAUCUUUCUGGUGUCAUGUGUGCUGUUGGCGUGCUCCGCGCUCUUUCCUGUACUCUGGCAUCUGUGGAUAUACGCUGGCAGUGCCAACUCUAAUUUCUACUAUGCCAUCACAUUGCUCUUCAACUUUGGACAGAUCCUCCUGGUGUCAGAUUAUUUCUACGCCUACCUGCGUCGAGAACAUCACCUGACCCACGGCCUCUAUCUGAAAAAGAAAGACGGCACUGAAGCCACUCUAGUGUUAAAGUGACCUUCUUUCACUGGUCUUAGAGAUCUCACCGACUGCCUCACACUCUCAUACUCUAAUAACUUUCCACACUACAUUUUUCCCCCGGUUCUUUUACUCUCUCAGCUCAGUUUGCCUCUCCUUUUUUUUUUUCAAAACCUGUUACUUUCUUUUGCACAUUUGAGCGUUUUACCUCAUGUUUGAAUGUUGACACCCCCUCUUGGACCAAAGCUGUUUUGUAAAAGACUUUUUGAUAAUGGCGGCCGACUGAAGGUAUCUGAGUGAUACAGAACUUUACUGUUUUGGCUCACAUGAGGUGGGUACAAAGUUAUUUUCACUUUUGAUUUGCUUGUCUUUCUUUGUUUCUAAGGAUUUAUUUUCUUUAUUAAAGUCCAUUCAAAAAGUGAGGUUGUUUGGUUGGACGUGCGGUUUGAAGUCGUGGUCAGCAGAGGGCAUAACAUGAGUGUGGAGUGAUCACACAAACGUUGACUUCAGAGGGCCAAAACUGUGGACAUUUUAUUGGAGAGUCUGACAUGAAGAGGUGGUUUUGUUCAAAUGUUCUUUGAAUGCUUUUCUUGGUUUGACUCAUUAACCAAAAAAAUUUUUUUUGACCUUUUAAUAAUGCAAGAGGCAUAAGAGUUGCUCAAAUAUUCAGAUUUGGUACUUUUUGUACAACAGUUUUGUUUGUUUUGUUUAUGUUCUUACAAAAUGAGGGAUUAAACUGCACUGCAAUUGUAUUGAUUUUUAAAUGAGCUCUGGUUUGAAUUGGGUUUGUUGUUCUGUAGGAUUCCCUAUUAACCGCCUGGAUUUACUUUGAUCCGUGCUUUUGAUAUAACACCAGAGCAUGUGAACCUAUCGACCGCGCACCUGUAUAACCCCUCCUUUUUGUGGUUAGACCUUCCUUGUAGUUCUUAGAUGAUGGAAUUUUCCAUUGCUUGUAUUGUUUCCAGACUUUUAUAAUAAUCAGCUCUUUGGCCAGGUAGGAAGACGUAAACAUUCGGUUGGCUUUGAUUAUGAGGUCAGCUGUUUCAAAGUCUAGUGUGUGUAAAUCAUCUCUGAAGUCAUAACGAUGUAGAUGCUGAAGGUUUACAAACAACUGCUUGCCAUUUUAUUUCCACAUGAAAUGACAUAACUUAUCAUACCUGAUGUUGACCUUCAAUGACAUUUAUAACUCUUAAACAAAUUAAUUAGUAACAAUUAAAGUAUCCUGAUUUUGAGUAAAAACAAGGAAAAUUAAGAUAAAGACUUUUCACAGAAUGAAUAUUCAGUUAAGUUUGCUUCUCUUACCACAUUAUUUUGUUUAUAUAAACAAACAUCGGUAAUGUAAGAAAAAUAACUUAAAAGUUUUAUAUCUUGUUCAAUUUUAAAAUAAAUGUAUGUUGUUUUGACGCUGUUUAGAUAUUGUUACUGGGCAACAAGACAGACUGAUUAAGACAACUUUUUUUUUUUUUUUUGGUGGUGGUGGUAUAAUACAGCAUUUUGACUGAAACUACUGACUUUGACCAUUUUGAGCAGUUGUACUAGCCAGUACCAAAUUUUUUUUUCUUUCAGUCCUCAUGGUGAUUAUUAAUUGUGUUCUUUUAAAUUCAUUUCUCUACUCCAUUUUACCUUGGAUGAACAACAGACUUAAAGGGAUAGUUCACCCAAAAAUUUUAAUUCUGGCAUUAAUUGCU